This is a messenger RNA of Gryllus bimaculatus (two-spotted cricket), 720 nucleotides long. The record is from the annotation of a GenBank genome assembly. NCBI's taxonomy places the organism in Eukaryota, Metazoa, Arthropoda, Insecta, Orthoptera, Gryllidae.
AUGCCUACAUUUGCUAAUAAGUGUGUGCAUCUGAGUGGCAACGCUUACAAUAGUUCAUCUGCACAUGCUAAUGUGCGCGUGCGUGGCGUGUUGCAGCUGAGCGGCGCGGCGGGGCGCGCGGUGGCGGAGGUGGCGCGGCCGCUGCUGCGCGAGUUCGGGCUGCUGGGCGACGCGGGCGAGGCGGGCGGGGCGGCGCUGCGCCUGGCCGGGUCGCGCGCGCGCGUGGACCCGUCCGCCGACGCCGCGCUGCUCGAGGGCGAGGUGCUGCUGAGUGAAGUUCCGGUUGAGCCAGAGGCGGACGCGCGCGUGGGCGCGGCGCAGGCGCUGCUGCGCGGGGAGCGCGCCUUCGCCGACGCGCUGGGCGCCGCGCAGGAGCUGUACGCGCGCCCGCUGCACAAGCUGCAGUGCCUGCCCGAGGAGCAGCACCGCGCGCUCUUCGCCGGCCUCGCCCUGCUCGCGCCCGGCGCCGCGCUCCUCCAGCGCAGGCUGACAGAGGCGCUGGAGGUGUGGGUGCCCGGCGGUUCCGAGCCAGACCUCGAGUGGCUGUUUCCUGAAGAACUAUGGGAUGGAUUUGACUCCUUUCUGGAAAGCUAUGGUGCUGCACGACGGCUGCUGCGCCAGAAGGCCGCCGCGGACGACGAGUUGCUGGAGCUGUGCCGCCUGCGCCGUGGCGCCGCCCUCGACACCCCGCAGUCGCUGCUCGAGCUACCGGUGAGGCCC